Messenger RNA from Pararge aegeria (speckled wood butterfly), 3801 nucleotides. RefSeq names its product paramyosin, long form (gene Prm). The transcript has 16 exons. Gene Ontology annotation, molecular function: protein serine/threonine kinase activity. Gene Ontology annotation, cellular component: cytoplasm; cytoskeleton; myosin complex. Gene Ontology annotation, biological process: peptidyl-threonine phosphorylation; actomyosin structure organization. The record is from RefSeq and is a predicted model, not a curated record. Bases 72 to 2702 code for a protein of 876 amino acids. NCBI's taxonomy places the organism in Eukaryota, Metazoa, Arthropoda, Insecta, Lepidoptera, Nymphalidae.
CUCUCACUAGUCGAACGGUGCCCGACCGGUAACGUAGCGCCGACUGCCGACCGAGAGACGAACCAGCGACAAUGUCCGCCGUGGCGAAAACUUCCAAGUACACCUACCGCAGCAGCGGCGGUGGCACCACCGACGUCAACAUCGAGUACAGCGCCGACCUGAGUGCUCUCUCCAGGCUGGAGGACAAGAUCCGUCUCCUCCACGAUGAUCUGGAAUCCGAAAGGGAGCUACGUCAGAGGAUCGAAAGGGAGAAGGCAGAUUUGAGCGUGCAAGUAAUCCAGCUGUCUGAGAGGCUGGAGGAGGCUGAAGGCGGAGCAGAGAGUCAGUUCGAGAUCAACAGAAAACGUGACACUGAGUUGACCAAACUCCGCAAGCUUCUAGAAGAUGUUCACCUGGAGUCAGAAGAGACCGCGCAUCUGCUUAAGAAGAAACACCAGGAGAUCGUUGUUGAUUUCCAAGACCAGAUCGACAAGCUCACCCACAGCAAAGUCAGAGUUGAGAAGGAGAAGUCAAAAUUCCAAGCUGAAGUGUACGAGCUGUUGGCCCAAGUGGAGAAUGUGACCAAGGAGAAGAUCACAAUCUCCAAAACUUGCGAGAAGUAUGAAAUCACAAUCAGCGAGCUUCACAUUAAAAUUGAGGAGCUUAACCGCACUAUUGUCGACAUCACAUCGCACAAGCAGCGCCUGUCUCAGGAGAACAUUGAGCUCAUCAAGGAAGUUCAGGACCUUAAGGUGAACAUUGAAAACGUUGUGUACCUUAAGAGCCAGUUGGCUGGCCAGCUCGAGGACGCGCGUCGCAGACUCGAGGAUGAAGAUAGAAGGCGCUCUAUCCUUGAAGCCAGCUUGCACCAGGUUGAAAUUGACCUGGAAUCUGUCCGCGUGCAACUGGAAGAGGAGUCGGAGGCUCGUCUGGACCUUGAAAGGCAACUCGUCAAGGCCAACGGAGAGAUCGGUCACUGGCGCGCCAAGUUCGAGGCAGAAGCCGCCGCAAGGGCUGAGGAGAUCGAGGAAAUUCGCCGCAAAUACUCCAUCCGUAUCCAGGAGCAAGAGGAACAGAUUGAGACCCUCAUCGCUAAAUGCAGCAGUAUUGAAAAACAGAAGUCCCGCCUGCAAAGCGAGGUUGAGGUUCUUAUCAUUGACCUCGAAAAGGCCAACGGAACAGCUCGGGAGCUCCAGAAGAGGACUGAACAGUUGGAGCGUGUUAACAUUGAGAUCAAAUCGCGCCUUGAAGAGACGGUGCAGCUUUACGAACAAACCCAACGUGACCUCCGCAACAAGCAGGUUGAGAUCCAACGCAUCUCCCACGAGCUUGACAAGACACGCGAACAGAAGGACGCUUUGGGCCGCGAGAACAAGAAAAUGGGUGAUGAAUUGCACGACGCCCGCGCCAAUCUCACGGAGAUGAACCGCCGUCUUCACGAGCUCGAGAUCGAGCUGCGCCGUCUUGAGAACGAGCGAGAGGAACUCACCGCUGCUUACAAGGAAGCUGAGGCCGGUCGCAAAGCUGAGGAACAACGCGCUCAGCGGCUGUCGGCCGAGCUUGGCCAGUUCCGCCACGAGGCUGAGCGCCGCAUCCAGGAGAAGGAGGAAGAGAUUGAAGCCAUCCGCAAGCAAACGAGCAUUGAAAUCGAGCAGUUGAAUGCUCGCGUAGUGGAAGCUGAGACUAGGCUCAAGACCGAGGUCACACGCAUCAAGAAGAAGCUGCAGAUCCACAUCACCGAGCUCGAGCUGUCGCUAGAUGUUGCCAACAAGACCAACAUUGAUCUACAGAAGACCAUCAAGAAGCAAUCUCUUCAGCUCACCGAAAUUCAGUCACACUACGACGAGGUACAGAGGCAGUUGCAAGUGACCCUCGACCAAUUCGGUGUCGCUCAACGCAGAAUCCAGUCCCUCACCGGCGAGGUUGAGGAGAUCCGCGGCAAUUACGAGCAGGCUCUCCGCGCUAAGCGUACCGUCGAGCAGUCCUUCGAGGAGGCACAAGUCCGUAUCAAUGAGCUGACUGUCAUCAAUGUGAACCUGUCCAGUAGCAAGGCCAAGAUCGAACAGGAACUGUCCGCUGUCGCCGCUGACUACGAUGAAAUCACCAAAGAACUCCGCGUAUCCGACGAGAGGUUCCAGCGAGUCCAGACUGAACUGAAACACACUGUUGAACACUUGCACGAAGAACAAGAGAGGAUCGUUAAGAUUGAAGCCAUCAAGAAGUCCCUCGAAAUUGAAGUCAAGAAUAUUUCUGUACGCUUGGAGGAAGUUGAAGCCAACGCCAUUGUUGGUGGAAAGCGCAUCAUCAGCAAACUGGAGGCUCGCAUCAAGGAUAUGGAACUUGAACUGGACGAGGAGAAGAGGAGGCACGCGGAAACCAUCAAGAUUCUCCGCAAGAAGGAACGUUCCCUCAAGGAGAUCAUCAUCCAGUGCGAGGAAGACCAGAAGAACAUCUCCCUCCUUCAGGACUCCUUGGAGAAGGUCACCCAGAAAGUUAACAUCUACAAGAGGCAGUUGUCCGAACAGGAGGGCGUGUCCCAGCAGAGCGUGACAAGAGUACGACGAUUCCAGCGCGAGCUCGAAGCAGCCGAAGACCGCGCCGACGUCGCUGAAAGCAAUCUCUCCCUCAUCCGCGCCAAGCACCGCACCUUCGUCACCACCUCCACGGUCCCUGGCUCCCAAGUAUACCUUGUCCAGGAGUCCCGCGCGCUUAGCACGGAGUGAGCUGUCCUCCGUUAGCCCCGCAACACCAGCAUUUCUCUCCACCAUUCGAUAUCGGGGCGCGAGUCCGGUCGGGUAUAAACCUAGUCGUUCGUUAAGUUAUGAUUGAGCUUCGCCCAUUCAACCAGAUCCCUUAUCCUCUUCGACAUUAAAAUCGUACCUUCCCUCGGAAUAAAUUAGUGACGUCGAAUUUGACAACUAUACAUAUAAGAGCUACCGAGUUUUACGUCCUAAUUUGCAGUAACGCGGUAGUUGGUAUUUGAAUGUCAUAGUGAAUAGAGUAAACACGUACACUGCUUCUUCACUGAACAAAAUUUCGGCUAAUGUAGAAAGUGUGCGACCAAGAGACCCAGAGACCCAGAUACCUCAUUUAAAAUGAAUAUAACAGCUUUAUUCCCAUGGGCGACUACAAUUGGCAUACUGAGGGUAGGGAGUUAAACACAUACUCAAUAUAGAUAUUUAAAAUAUUUAGAUCGCCUGUGGAUAAAUAGUCUGAAACUUGAGUUUUAUUGGUAGCGGGUAACGAAACGUAAUAUAUAACACCUAUCAACGAAUAGCCCAAGUCGAAUCAAAGUUUAUAUUGUUCAAUGAAGUCACGUGACGUCAUCGCCUGGUUGAAUGGUCGAAGCGUACGAGUUACCAAAUACUAGAUGGCGCUAGUUGGCUUGCAUGUAACUAUUCGGCCAGUGGCGCCAUCUAGGCACAGGCGGGGUCGCGUCGGGGACGCGCGCUCCGCACCUCGGCGUGCCCUAACGCAGCCGUGUGUCGUGUCAACACGCUCGGCGCCGAUCGCCGACCGUUCGUCCCCAUAACAUUUUUUUUAUUGUAACGCUAAACAUAAAUAAACCAAUAAAGGAACCAAAACUUUACAACAAGCUUUUUUUUAUUAUUUUCUUUAUUUUAACAUAGUAUAACUUUUAAGGUUACCGACGUUUGCGAUUACCUGCCGUAAUUUAGGAGCAGUAUGUAGUCUAAAGUAAAGAAUUAUUUUAUAAUACGUCUUGUUAUUUAUUAUUUUAAUUAUGUACAACGCGUAUAUAAUGUACGUCUGUCUGUAACUUAUGAUAAUAUAAAAAUAUGCUAUUUAUGUUACAGAGUUAAA